This is a messenger RNA of Nothobranchius furzeri (turquoise killifish), 948 nucleotides long. RefSeq names its product purine nucleoside phosphorylase 4b (gene pnp4b). Gene Ontology annotation, cellular component: cytoplasm. Gene Ontology annotation, biological process: nucleoside metabolic process. Lineage: Eukaryota; Metazoa; Chordata; Actinopteri; Cyprinodontiformes; Nothobranchiidae. The record is from RefSeq and is marked provisional. Gene Ontology annotation, molecular function: purine-nucleoside phosphorylase activity.
CAUUUCUGGAGCUCCAAGAUGCACACCAAAGAAAACUCCUGCUGCUGCUCCUUUGAGGACUACAAAAUGACCACUGAGUGGCUCCUGAACCAGACUAAUCACCGUCCAAAGGUGGCGGUGAUCUGUGGAUCGGCACUGGGACUGCUGGCCGAUGGAGCCACCAACAAACAAACCUUCAGGUAUCAGGACAUCCCAAACUUCCCCGUCAGCACAGUUCCAGGUCAUGAAGGCUGCUUGGUGUUUGGGACAAUUGAAGACACUUCCUGUGUCUUCAUGAAGGGUCACUUCCACCUGUGUGAAGGCUAUUCCCUCUGCCAAGUGACCUUUCCUGUGAGGAUCUUCAAGCUGAUGGGUGUGGAAUGUUUGCUGGUGACAAACGCCUCUGGAGGAAUUUGUCCAGACUUUAAGGUUGGAGACAUUAUGAUCAUCAAAGACCACAUCAACCUGCCAGGUUUCGCUGGACAGCAUCCGUUGUGUGGACCGAAUGACGAGCGCUUCGGGAUCCGGUUCCCCUGCAUGUCAGACGCUUACAGUAAAGAUCUGAGGACCCUGGUUCUGGACGUGGGUUCUGAGCUCAACUGCAGCCGCUUCAUCAGAACCGGAGUUUACUGCAUGGUGAGCGGACCCAACUUUGAGACCAUCGCUGAGGCCCGGAUGCUGCUGACGCUGGGCUGUGACUCUGUAGGUAUGAGUAUGGUUCCUGAAGUGACUGUGGCCAAACACUGUGGACUGAGAGUUCUGGGUCUGACCCUCAUCACCAACAAGGUGUCUCUGAACUACAGCCGGGAGGAGAAGGUAAACCACGACGAAGUUCUGGAGAUCUGCAAGAUGAGGGCAGAGCUUCUGCAGAAAAUAGUCACUACGCUGAUCGGCCGCUGCCAGCAGCAGAACAUCAACACACACUGAGACCUUCUGGGCUCCUUAGUCAAUAAAGUUCUAAGUUCUGCG